Messenger RNA from Myiozetetes cayanensis, 2958 nucleotides. RefSeq names its product aspartate beta-hydroxylase domain containing 2 (gene ASPHD2). The transcript has 4 exons. The coding region runs from base 342 to 1451 and encodes 369 amino acids. Lineage: Eukaryota; Metazoa; Chordata; Aves; Passeriformes; Tyrannidae. The record is from RefSeq and is a predicted model, not a curated record.
UGCCCGGGCUGCUGGGAGUUGUGGUCCGCGGCGGCGGCGGCAGGAAGAGAGGAGCGGCGCGGAGCGGCGCGGAGCGGAGCGCGGCCCCGCACGGCCCGGCGCGGGCAGCAGAUCUGCCCUCCAGAGGAUCCUUUCAAGAUGAUCAGGCCAGGGGCACUGGUGGGCACCCUUUGGGCACAUUGGUGCUGACACAGCACUGGGACUCUCAGGCAGCCUGGCCACCCCCCUCCCCCGGUGCUGCCGGCUGCUGCCAUCAAUGCAGAGCUCCCAGGAGUGCAGGAGAGAGCCACCACUCCACUUCCCCAUGGCAGCCCGUUCCCACUGCACCCCGGCCCAGCUGCAUGGUGUGGGUGCCCCUGAGGCCCACGAGGACUGACCACCAGGCCCCGCUGCGUGCACCCACCCACUGCGGCACCACCAUGUCUCUGGAGUGGCUGAUGGGCUGGAGCUGGUCCCUGGACGGACUCCGGGAUUUCAUCGCCACUGGCAUCCAGUCUUUCCGGGACUGCGACGCCACGGCCCUGGCCGCCGUCGCCUGCUUCCUGGUCCUCUUUGUGUGGUACUGCUACCACGUGGGGCGGGAGCAGCCCCGCGCCUACGCCACCGUCAACGCGCUGAUGCAGAGCGCGGAGGCCAACGGGGUGCAGAACGGGUACGUGUACUGCCACUCGCCCGAGUGCGUGCGCUGCACCCACCACGACGGGCUCAACCAGAAACUCUACCACAACCUGCAGGAGUAUGCCAAGCGCUACUCCUGGUCCGGCAUGGGCAGGAUCCACAAGGGCAUCCGCGAGCAGGGCCGCUACCUCAACAGCCGGCCCUCCAUCCAGAAGCCAGAAGUCUUCUUCCUGCCCGACUUGCCCACCACGCCCUAUUUCUCCCGGGACGCUCAAAAGCACGACGUGGAGUUGCUGGAGCGCAACUUCCAGACCAUCCUGUGCGAGUUUGAGACCCUCUACAAAGCGUUCUCAAACUGCAGCCUCCCGCAAGGAUGGAAAAUGAACAGCACGCCCAGCGGGGAGUGGUUCACCUUCUACCUGGUGAACCAGGGCAUGUGCGUGCCCAGGAACUGCCGGAGAUGCCCACGGACGUACCGCUUGCUCGGGAGCCUCCGCACCUGCAUUGGGAACAAUGUCUUUGGGAACGCGUGCAUCUCCGUGCUGAGCCCGGGCACCGUCAUCGCCGAGCACUACGGACCCACCAACAUCCGCAUCCGCUGCCACCUCGGUCUGAAGACACCCAGCAACUGCGAGUUGGUGGUGGGGGGUGAGCCCCAGUGCUGGGCUGAGGGCCGGUGCCUGCUCUUCGACGAUUCCUUCCUGCACACGGCGUUCCACGAAGGUGCCCCGGAGGACGGUCCCCGCGUGGUCUUCAUGGUGGACCUGUGGCACCCCAACGUGGCGGCCGCUGAGCGCCAAGCCCUCGACUUCAUCUUCGCGCCGGGACGAUGAUGGUGCUGCCCAGCCUGGUGGGCUCGGGGCAGCCGUGGGUGGGCGGCUGUGCCGGCUCGGUCCCUCCACAGCUCCGGGGCCGCACUGGAACCUUCCUCCCAGCACACGGCCUCGGUCCUCCCUCCCGGGGGCUCUUGUAAAUGGAAACUGUGACGUGUAUCAGCGCCCAUCUCUUUCCUCCAUCGUUGGCUUCAGGGAUUCUUUUCUCGCCCCCGCCGUGGCUCGCUGCCCCCCACGCUCCUACGUGUUCUGUUGCUACUGUGUUUUGCAGUGUUCAGAAGUAGAGUAACAAACCCAAGGGUGUUCGUUUGAAUGUAAUGUAAAAUUUCUCGUGGUCAUCAAAGGAACAACACACACACACACACCCCCAUAACAGCCAACCAGCCCAGCACAGCGCUCAGUCUGCCCUGCCUGGCUGCAGUCUGGGACAGAUGGACAGAUGGACAGUGGGGGCUGCAGUGGGCAUGGUGCUCCUCCCCAGGCAGGGGCUACUCUGGCUGAGGCUGAUGGGGUGGGCAGGGCACAGCUCUGCCCAUAAAGAGCCCUCCCACCAUGAACCCAGGGGCUUCUGCUUCCUCCCCCAUCUGCCAGCCCUGGGGCCCCAGCCCUCCUGUCUUCAGAAACUCCUUUUGUCACCCAAAAAGGGAGCAGAGCCCACUGCCUCGAGCUGCAGGUACCCCCAGCCAAGCACGGCAGCGAGCCCAGGGGUGCCCCAACAUCCACCCUGCCAGGGGAUAGCACACACAGCCCUGCUCUUCAGUCUGACCGAGGGCAUUAUCAAUCGCCCAAAUCCCUUCCUUGCUCUAUCCGCAACCUUCAGUUUUCACAGCUCCAGCUGCGAAGCCCUGCAGGGGCAGGGAUGCUGUUUGGGAACACAGAGUUGGGCUUUUGUGUGUCCAUAGGAGGAAAGGAGGUCACCAUUCCUCCUGGGAGGUCACCAUUCCUUCUGCUGUUCCAUCUUCUCCUUUCCUCGAGCCAGGGCAGGUGCACACAACAGCAGCUUACACGGACCUGACUCCAAAGGAAAGGUUCCCAAGGCAGAUGGGUUAACACUGCAGCCUGAGGAAUGAGCCCCCCACCCUGGGGUCGUGCCUACCCAGCGACCACCUGCUUUUUCUGAAGGCACCCAGCGUCCAGGGUCUGUUUGGGGGACAGUUUAUGACAUCCUACAUGUGAAGCACAGCGUGCCAGUGGCUGCUCACCACUGUCCUUGCUGGGGACUGCUUGGCUCCGUGCCCUGCCCGGGAGGGAACACAGCCCCAUCCCCCUACAACUUCUUUACAGACUUCUCAGUGAUUUGAUUGCGAGAUAAGGCAGAGAUUUCAAAUACAUAUGAGAUAUUUUUUACACCUGUCUUGUUACAGACUAUCUGAAGUGCAUGAUUUCUACACGCAUUGGCUACCUGGCCGCAGGCCCUAGGGAAGCAGGUUGGCUCUGUCCGACAGUGGGUAACAUUCAUAAGUGGAUAAGCAAAGAGUAUCAAUAAACAGUUGUGCUGAAAACAGAA